AUGGAUCGACCCUGUCUCGGAAUGGGAUGCUGUGGGAGCAAAAUGGGGAAGAGAACGUUUUCGGACCGCAUCGUUUCUUCUCACAACUUGGUUUCUAUACCGAAUCGGAUCACCAGCAACGGGAAGAGCAGGAACUCUUGCAUUUUCACUCAACAGGGACGCAAGGGUAUUAACCAGGACGCCAUGAUCGUCUGGGAAGAUUUUAUGUCGAAAGAUGUGACAUUUUGCGGUGUUUUUGAUGGACACGGUCCUCAUGGCCAUCUUGUUUCUCGUAAAGUGAGAGAGUCAUUGCCCGUUAAGCUACUCUCUUUCCUGAAUUCAAUUAAGUCGAAGCAAAACGGAUCAACUGGAACUCGUUCAAGCAAAUCCGAUGGCCAAGAAGCUGAUAAGGAAGAAUCUGCUGGGGAGGAUAAAAAGAAUUACUUAUGGGAAGAAGCUUUCUUGAAAUCAUUCAAUGCUAUGGAUAAGGAACUUCGAUCCCAUCCUAAUCUGGAAUGCUUCUGCAGUGGCAGCACUGCUGUUACAAUCAUAAAACAGGGGUCAAAUCUAUUCACAGGAAACAUUGGAGAUUCUCGGGCGAUACUUGGAUCCAAAGACAGCAACGAUUCCAUGGUUGCAAUUCAGCUAACAGUUGACCUGAAGCCUGACUUACCAAGGGAAGCAGAGAGGAUCAAACAGUGUAAAGGUCGGGUCUUUGCGCUGGAAGACGAGCCAGAGGUGUCACGAGUCUGGCUACCUUAUGAUAACGCUCCUGGACUAGCCAUGGCUAGGGCGUUUGGUGAUUUCUGUCUGAAAGACUACGGUGUGAUUUCGAUACCCGAGUUUUCCCACCGUGUUCUUACAGACAGAGAUCAGUUCAUUGUCUUGGCCUCUGAUGGAGUGUGGGAUGUGCUAAGCAACGAAGAAGUGGUUGAGGUUGUUGCAUCAACUUCAAACCGGGCAUCAGCGGCUAGGCUCAUUGUGGAUUCAGCUGCACGCGAAUGGAAACUCAAGUAUCCGACUUCCAAGAUGGAUGAUUGUGCAGUUGUGUGUUUGUUUCUAGACGGGAAGAUGGACUCAGAUUCAGCAGAUUACGAAGAACAAGGUAUCUCUUCAGCAACAAACGCAGCAGAGUCAGACGAGAGCCAGGGAACAGAACCGUGUCUUCAGAGGAACGUCACUGUCAGAGCAUCAUCAACGGAUCAAGGACGCAACAGUUACGGUAAUCUGAAUGCAGAGACUGCUGGUGAUGCAGAGAAGGAGAAAACGAAGGAAGGAGAGCAGAACUGGUCGGGACUAGAUGGUGUUACUCGAGUGAACUCACUUGUUCAGCUUCCGAGAUUCUCUGGAGCAAAACCAAAGAGUUUUUGA
Molecule: messenger RNA, 1350 nt
Organism: Microthlaspi erraticum
Lineage: Eukaryota; Viridiplantae; Streptophyta; Magnoliopsida; Brassicales; Brassicaceae
Source: the annotation of a GenBank genome assembly